Molecule: messenger RNA, 306 nt
Organism: Suillus fuscotomentosus
Lineage: Eukaryota; Fungi; Basidiomycota; Agaricomycetes; Boletales; Suillaceae
Exons: 1
Coding region: 1-306 (101 amino acids)
Source: RefSeq, a predicted model, not a curated record
AUGAAGUCAUGUCGUGCGUGUUCCCUACAUACAAAUGUCCAUAUUUUAUUAACUUUGUUCCUAGUGGUUUCCUGCGAGAUCCUCGAGGCAAAGAAUGUUGGCAUUCGCGAGGCCAUUGAUAAUCUUACUGAGCGCGGCGCAGUUGAUCCGGUGAUCAAGGCUACUGUCGUGCUUUCCGAAUCCAGCUUUGUGUCUGUCGGAGACGCCAUAGUCUAUGGCGAGAUUAAAGAUGAUUCCAUCACUGGUACGUAUCUCCACUUUUUCCUGUUCUUAAUUAUGAAGCUCGACCAGAAACGCCCUUCAUGA